This is a messenger RNA of Naegleria fowleri, 2109 nucleotides long. RefSeq lists its product as uncharacterized. The coding region runs from base 1 to 2109 and encodes 702 amino acids. The transcript has 2 exons. The record is from RefSeq and is a predicted model, not a curated record. NCBI's taxonomy places the organism in Eukaryota, Heterolobosea, Eutetramitea, Acrasida, Naegleriidae.
AUGAAUCGAAAGAGCCUUGAUCGAUCGAACCCAAAUAAUUCUUCCAAAUUAUUCCUUUCGAAUUCGUUCGGAAGAUCGCAAAUACAACAUCAUGCAGAAAGUGAAGCCGCAAAUUUGGAAGGAAGAACAAACGCAACAAAAAAUCAAUCCUCCUCACGUUCGAACAAUGAAGGAGAGGAAGAGUAUACGGACUCUCCGAUGAUGGGUGCAAUUUCAUCCACCUCGAAUUCAUCAUCAAUCUUUAACACGCUUCGCGAAAUGCAAGCCGAGAUGAAGAAUUUAUCAACGAAGGAACAAGAAUUAUUUCUUUCUUCGCAUGAUGAAAAUAGUGAUAUGAGUAUUCUUGUCGAUGAUCAUCAACAACAACAUGAGGAUGACCAUGAAGAGGUCAAUCGCAAAUGUAAAACAGGAACAACUUUUGAAGAAAAUGACGACAUUCAAUUAACGGACGUGGAAGAACAUCAUACUGCACUUCAACAAGCGAAAAAAGCUCUUUCUGCCAUCAACUCAUCAGCCCUUUCUUUCAAUCCAGUUCAUCAACUAUUGGAAAAACAUCGAAGAGAAAACGAGCAAAGGAGGCGACAAGGAUCGACGCCUUUUGUGUUGGAAUCGGUGAUGCCAUGUUGCUCCGAUGAUGAAUCCACACAGGUUGACCUCUCCGAUGUUUCUUCUGACAAUGAAACAGCAGUAGACCAUUUAAGAGAGCAUGAAACAGAGGCAACCAAUACUUCAACAAUCGAUACUAGUAACAAACAGGUCGAAACGACUAAAAUGUCAUCAGCAAAGCUGCAAGAACCAAUGAGACCUAAGAGUGUCACCACCACAACUACUCUCUCAAAAUCUUUAUCAAAUUCAUCACGAAAACCUCAAUCACAAAUUACUACUACUGCAAUUCAAACAACGAACACUCAAAGUCGUUCUAGCUCUCCUAAAAUUCCAUCCACCUCAAAAUCUAGGUUUCCAUCAACCCAUCAACACCAUCAACACUCUGAAGAAGAACGUAUAAAGCUCGAAAAGAAAAAGAGAGAUCUUGAAAAAGAUGUCUUGCUCAAAGAUUCAGAAAGAAGAAUUGCAUCCCUCACUCGAAAACUUACAGAAUAUGAAGAGCUAUUUCGAACACAAGAAGAAAAAGCUCGAUUAGCUGAAAAAGAAAAAGAUAUUGAGCUAAAAGCUCUUCGUGACCUCUACGAAGAAAAGUGGCUAGAAUUUAAAAACAAAGAAAAAGAUUGGGAUGAGAAAAUCUCUGCUCUCAUAUCCGAGUCGAGUGAAUUGAGUAUUAAAAUCAAGAAGCAAAAUGAACAACUCAUUCAAUUGCGGCAAAAACUACAAACCAAGACGGAUGAAACACAGCAAUUACAAAAAGCAUUUAAAGAAAAGGAAAAUGAAUGGAAGGAAAAAGAAAAAACAUAUUUAAACAUUCAAAAGAGAUACAAUGAGCUUCUUUCUCAUUCUAGGGAUAUUAAAAAGCAUUCUGAACAAGUGAAUGCAGAAAUGAAUGACCUUAAAAAGGCAAAUGAAGAAUUUGGACAAAAACUUUCAGAUUUGACAAAACUUCACGCUUCUAAAGUGAAAGAAAUGAAGGAGAAAAUUGAACAAUUGAAUGAACAAUCUUGUCAACAAAAUGAGACCAUCAAAAUGCUCAACAAAAAACUGGAGGAAGAACGAAAAAAUUAUUACCAAAAAGAGGAGAAAAUUAUUGAGCUAGAAAAGGAGUCACACGACGUCAUGAGAAAUUAUCAAGAGCUUAGAGAAACACUUUUAGCAGUCAAUAAGGAAAAAGAGAAUCUUCUACUGAACGAAGAAACCAAAUUUAAAGAACUAGUAGAAAGUGAAGCUCGAUUAAGACAGGAAAAAAAGGAAGCAGAUGCUCGAAUUUCGGAAUACGAAGCUAAAUUUUUGAAUUUGAAAAAAACAGUCGAAGAACAAUUGGAACAAUACAAAUCAAAAUACGAAGAAGAAAAAAAGAGAUCAAAAAAGUAUCAAGUUAUUACAGAAAAACAAAAAAAGAAAUUUUCAGAAGAGUACGAAAAACUCAAAAGAACAAAUCAUGAAACGAGAAAAAAUGUUCGACGAGAAAAUACAAGAAUUGAAAAAACUAUUAGAACAUGA